UAUAGAAGAAAAACUAGAAAUGUCCCAUCUCUAUUUCAGCCUGGUCAGAUACCUGUUCCUGGCCCUCCUUUUACAUGGGUUGGGAGAAGGUUCUGCCCUUCUUCAUCCAGAUAGCAGAUCCCAUCCUCGAUCUUUAGAGAAAAGUGCUUGGAGAGCUUUCAAGGAAUCUCAGUGUCAUCACAUGCUCAAGCACCUCCACAAUGGAGCCCGGAUCACUGUACAGAUGCCACCUACAAUUGAGGGCCACUGGGUUUCCACAGGAUGUGAAGUAAGAUCUGGUCCAGAAUUCAUUACCAGAUCUUAUCGAUUCUACCACAAUAAUACCUUCAAGGCCUACCAGUUUUAUUAUGGUGGUAAUCGCUGUACCAACCCUACCUACACUCUAGUCAUCAGAGGUAAAAUAAGGCUUCGCCAAGCAUCAUGGAUCAUCCGAGGAGGGACUGAAGCAGACUACCAGCUACACAAUGUCCAGAUCAUCUGCCAUACUGAGGCUGUUGCUGAAAGACUUAGUCAGCUAGUAAAUCGCACAUGUCCUGGUUUCAUCCCCUCAGAUAGCCCUUGGGUACAGGAUGCCACCUAUGAUUUAUGGAGAGAGGAAAAUGGUCGUGAAUGUACAAAGGCAGUGAAUUUUGCUAUGCAUGAGCUUCAACUGAUCCGGGUGGAAAAACAAUAUCUCCAUCACAAUCUGGAUCAUCUUGUAGAAGAAUUGUUCCUUGGUGACAUUCACACUGACUCCAGCCAAAGAAUGUUCUAUCGACCAUCCAGUUACCAGCCACCCCUACAGAAUGCCAAGAAUCACGACCAUGCCUGUAUUGCAUGCCGAAUCAUCUACCGUUCAGAUGAGCACCAUCCUCCAAUUUUGCCCCCCAAAGCUGACCUGACCAUUGGCCUCCAUGGGGAAUGGGUGAGCCAGAGGUGUGAAGUACGCCCUGAAGUCCUCUUCCUUACUCGCCACUUCAUAUUUCAUGACAACAACAAUACCUGGGAAGGGCAUUAUUACCACUAUUCUGAUCCCAUCUGCAAGCACCCCACCUUCACUAUUUAUGCCCAGGGUCGCUAUAGCCGUGGAGUACACUCUGCCAGAGUCAUGGGAGGCACAGAGUUUGUGUUCAAAGUGAAUCACAUGAAGGUCACCCCCAUGGAUGCAGCCACAGCCUCUCUCUUAAAUGUGUUCAACGGGAAUGAAUGUGGAGCUGAGGGUUCAUGGCAAGUUGGAAUUCAGCAGGAUGUGACUCACACCAAUGGUUGUGUUGCCUUGGGAAUUAAACUACCUCACACUGAGUAUGAGAUCUUCAAAAUGGAACAAGAUACACGAGGUCGGUACUUACUGUACAACGGCCAGAGACCCAGUGAUGGAUCCAGUCCUGAUCGGCCAGAAAAGAGAGCCACAUCUUACCAAAUGCCCUUAGUUCAGUGUGCAUCUUCGGCUCCCAGAUCAGAAGAUUUAACAGAGGAGAAUACAAUAGGCCACUAUGGGAAUGGGGCUCCUAAAAGGAAUUUCUGUACUGUACUCUUGACUCUGAUUGCAUGCCUUUGGACUAUUCUACAUUGGAAUACCUUCAGCUAGAUUCCUUUAUGCUUAUAUAUAUAUAUAUAUAUAUAUAUAUAUAUAUUAUUUUCCAAACUAGGAUUCCUUGGGAUUUGUGAAUUUUCUUUCCUCAAGAAAGGAUUUUUAUUUCCCAGAUGCACUUCAAUAUCUAAGAAUUGUUGUUCAUUUCAUUCUCCCUUUCCCCCUCAAACCCCACUCCUAACUCCAGAAUCAUGAAUAGCACUUGUUUGAAGUUUCUACUUUGAACUUCAUCCAGUCUGUUCCCUGGCCUGAGUGACUGCACAACAGUAAUUGCACUUUAGGACUGCAGAUGGUUUGUGGGUAAUAGAUUCUUUGGGAGUUGGGAAUUUAAAAAAAAAAAUUAUAUAUUUGGCUGUGUUGGACUUUAGUUGGGGGAAAAAAAAGAUCCAGCUACAAUUUUCACUGCCAUUUUCCUCUUGUCAUUUCCUUUCCUAUCUCUGAAACUGCCUCUCCUUCAGAAUCUAACCAUCUUGAAUAGCCCUAUGCAGUAUUGGGUUAGUGCAGGGAGAAUGGCAUCUUUUUACUUAAGGAAAAUGCUUUGGUGUAGAUAUGUAUAUAUUCAAAGACACAAGGAUUUAUCUAAAUGAUCUUUACAGUUUUAUACGAAGAGAGAAUUGAAAGUGUUCCUUUCAGAAGUACUAAAUGGAAAAUAUGUGUAAUUAAAAUUUCAAAGUAAUUUAAGCUAUUUUUACAUGUAAUUUUUUUAAACUUUAAAGAAUACACUUACUGGAGCAUAUGUGGCAUAGUUCUCUGUUCAUGGUUGAUAAAGUCAAAAGGAAUCUUUGAGGUCAAUUUAGUCUAACUCAUUACUGUGAUUUUGUUGUUAUAUUAGGUUUGUUCUUGUUUCUUUGCUCUGUACAAUCAGGUAACUUGCUGGAAUCAGUAUAUAAAAAGCAAUGCCAUGAUAAAUCAGAGGAUAAACUGUAAUGUAUCUGGUAUGUGUAGGUCCUGCAAAGUCCCACAUGAAUGUUGAUAAUAAUAUGGCCCUUUUUUUAAUAUGCAAUUUCCUUUUCUUAAAACUUUCACCUUGACUUGUAGGACAUUUUGUUACAGGUAAGAAGUAUUUAGAUUUGCAGUAUCUCUCCUGCCAUCAAAAUUAUAUUUUUAGAAGAAAUAUUUGUUAGGAAAGGUCCUGCUUGCUUUUCAGAGAAGAUGUAAAAAUCAGUAUCCUGUGGGAUUUGUAGCAUCCCUUUCAUGCCAUAUGUAUCUUGGCUUUUGUAUUAAGUCUUACUAUCAUAUGGACUUAACUGGGAGACAGGUAACUAGACUAACUCUCCUAAUCAGUAAUUGACUUAGUUAUCCAACAUAAAUCAUUCUCUCCAUUCCUCACUCUAACCUUAUGCAAAAUAGGAAAUAUCAUUUCUGCCCCAUUUCUGUCCCACUGAGACACUGGAUGGAUUUAAUGUCUGUAAUGUACUUUGGAUUCUUGGAAAGGGAUCUGAUUUAACACCAAGUAUUUUUAAGAAUAAAAACUAAUGAAAAAGAAAUGAAACAGUCAACAUCUGAAGAUCUAGAUUUAAAAGAAUGCUUGUAGAAGGCAAAAAAUCAGUCAGGGUUAAAACAUUAUUCUAUUUAAUAUUAAAAUUAAAUGCCAGUAAUAUUGUUUGUGAUUUAAAUUUUUAAGGAUCAUGUGAGUAUAUACUAUUAAAUAAAUGUAUUUCAAUUAUAUUUAUAAUCAUGAAGAUUAUUAAGAUCAUGUAUUCAGCAUAAAAUACUAACCUGAUCAAUCAAAUUUACUUCCUAGUGAAAAGAACUGGAAAAGUAUUAAUACUCCUGUAAAAUUUCUUUUAUCUAUGAAGCUGCCUAACAAAUGGAGUAAUCAUUUCAUCAUUAUAAGUCACAACAAAUCAUAUGAAGCAUGUAAUAUUUAUUACCAUGGGCCAUAUCAGCAAUUUAAUCAUGGAAGUAACAGGCUAAUAGCUAUUGAAAUUAGAGACUCUAAAUCAUAAGUCUAGGAAAUUGUUUCCCUAUUAAAUACUUGCAUUUUUUAGAAAAGUAUGUGUCUAUUUAUAUAAUUUAUUUUUAAAGUUGCAAGUAUGGCAAAAUAUAUGUAUAUAUAUAUGUAUGCAUAUAUGUGUGUGCAUGUAUUUUUACACAAAAAAUAAUACAUGCAAACACAGUCUUAUAAGAGAACAAAACUGAAUCCAUAUGGAUAUAGGUCCUCUCUUCAUCAUUAAUGUAAUUUAUUAAAAGUGAUAAUCAUGAUAACACAUUUAUAUAGUUCAGGUACAAUGAUGGGUUUCUUAGUUGUUAAUUGCAACAUAUAUAUAUAUAUAUAUAUAUAUAUAUGUAUGUAUAUGUUUGGACUUGUGUUUUUACAAAUUUAAAUCUGAAAUCCAAUUGGUGUAGGAUCAUAUAGCCCCUUUUAUCUCAUUUUAUACAAUUCUUGUCCAUGUCUUUCUGUAAAUUAUAUACAGAGGAUAUAUUUGACAUAUUGGAAGCUUUCCUCUUGUAUUUUAUAUUUUGUGGGCACCAAUAUAGUCUAAAUUUUCCACUGCUUUUAGUCUUGAUAUAUAACUGGUCUGCUUUCAUCCAAGAUAUACCUGGCCAGAAAACAUGUAUUUUAUUCCAUGAAUGGAGCACAGACUAUCUUAUUAUAGUUUACUUAUACCCAUCAUAUGUCUUCUUUUUGCCCUUUGGGUUGCUUAUAAUUUUGAAUAUGUUAAAGUCAGGAUGUUUUAUGAGUCAUAGCCAUACAGUAUCCUCAAGAGAAUAUUGUUAUUAAAGAUAAAAAUGUUUUCUGGUUGCAAAAUACUUGAGAUCAUUAAAAGCACUGAGGAAUUUCUCAAAUAUAAUAUAAGCCAUUCACUUACUCAGUUCAGCAUUCAGUUUAUUUUUCAUUGGUAACAUCCAACCAAUAAUUCAAUCAACAAGCAUUGAGUAAGUAUACACAGACACUGUCCAAGAUAUACAUGUUGACAGAUUAACUUAGUGGGUCUCUGUUCAGUUAAAUAUCAUUUUCUUGGCAUUGCUUAUUUUUUAUUCUCUUUGUUUUCCUGUGGUAGACAAUGUCUUUUGAAUUUCUGUGGAUUUCACUGAAGAAGUUUAGUAGGAUAUGGGGGCUUAAUUCAAUUGAUACAAUGGGAUCUGUAAAUAAGAACAUUUAAAGAAAAUUUUCAUUAAUUCACUUUUGCUUGAACUCUGCACAGGACAUCUUCCAUGCUAUAAUGAAACAUUUUAAAUGAGCUGAUAUCUUGCUAUUUUAUGACUGGCUUAAUAUUGAAUUGUUGAUCAAAGUGAUCUCCUUAGUCACAUAUUUUUACAAUAUAUUGCAGAAGGUGAUUCUUUUACUGAGAAAGAUCUUAUCAAUGAUGGUUGAAUUUUGUCCUACCAAGUCUGUUUUUUAAAAAAAUCAACAUAGUAAUAGCAUUCACCAUAUCAUUUAGUUAUAAGAUACAAAGAUAUGUAGAUGGAGAUAUAAAGAAUUUUCUGUUAUCUUUUCAUGCAUUUAUCAAUAACAUUCAAUAUAUAUGUGAACGAUUUUCAUCAAGAUUUUAUGAAACUGAGAAAUUAAGCACGUAAGGUACCUUCAUUUGUGAAUAAAGUUUUCUAAAUGUUAAUGUCCUGCACCAAAUUACUCAGACAUGCUCUUAAGUAUCCUAGCAAUCUUGAAAGAAUAUGACUAUAAUAUUCAGGAAGAGUCCACACUGAAAAAAUUUUAAUGACUUUAAAAUGGUCUUUCUUAGAAAAGUUAUAAUGAUAUUCUGCUCCAAACUUUCAAUAUAUAUUCCCUUCAAUUCCAAAGCAGGAAAAAAGGUGCUAGCCAGGCUCAUUAGGAGAUAAGGAAGAGAAUAUUUUGCCCCAAGGGUAUGGAAGAAAGAAGUGUGACUGGCCUAAUGAAUAUUUCUAUGUCAGAAACCCUCUUCUUAUAACUCUCAGCACAUAUUAUACCUCAGCUCUCUCUAUGUGUUGAGGGGAUGAUUUUCAUUGCUAGGCUUUUAUCUUUUGAAUCAGUUUCAGUAUCAUGUGUUUUCCCAUAGUGCCACAAGUGACUUGAAUUAGGAAGUUUUCCUUUUCUAGAUCCUAGCCUUAGAAAGAAUAACUUGAUCCAACAAUGGUCUUAAAAAGUUGCUCAGAAAGUAGGUAAGUGAUAUUUAUAAAAUCUGAACUUCAAAUUGAACCUCCUAGAGUAGUAAUCAUAGGGCUCCUAAAAGUCAAUAUGUCCAAAUUCCUUGAUACAGUAGCAAGCAGUAAUUAUACUGCAUUAUAAGAGCCAUUAUCUACAUGAAUAAUAUGUUCAGAAAUAUUCUAAGAAUGAUUUGCACAUUGGCUAAAAAUUCUGGUUUAUCUAACAAGUGUGCACCAGUUCCCCAUGGAAAUAGGAUGAAAUACUGAUAUACACCAACACCUAAUCCAGAAAUCAAUAAAUGGCAUCAGAGUUGCCAUGUCAGGACAAUUUCAUCAAAAGAAAUUCUUUUCCACUUGAGUUGUGAUGGGGUUUUCCAAGCCCCCCACAGUUAUUGCUGGUAUUUUUGCUAUACCUGAUUUCCUAAAGGUCUCAUAUAGCUUUAUCUAUUUAAGCUAAAUUUUGUAGCCAUGGACAAAUGAAAAAAAAAAAAGAUGGCCAGAUGCCUUUCAUUUCUAAUUUCAUAAGGAAAAACAUUCUUUCCUCAAUAUCAAAGAGAUUGUUUAUCCUUUAUAUAUAUUCUUCAUAGAGACAAUUUGGAUUCUUUAAAAUCCUGUGGUACUACAGCUUGGUCUAUCUCACUUGGAAAAUAGAUGGGUCAAUUUAAUAGCAUUUACCCAUGGAUUGAAUAAACUCUAGUAAUGAAGCUUACUACCCUAUUCCCACCACUAUCACCACUCUUUAUUCCCUCUUCUAACACCAUCCUAUUUUCCAGAUACUUAUGUGAACAGGGAUAUUCUACCAAAGGGAAAAAUUUAGAGUCAUUUUGGUCCACAACUUCUUCAUCAAUUAAGCCAUAAUCAUGUCAAUACUUUUAACAAGAAUACCUAGCAGUCCAAGAGAAACCAAACUCUAGACUCAGAACAUCAUGGAGGCAAUAAGGUUAUUACUUGGCAUUAAGACUUAGAAUUUUAUACUAGACCAAAAAUGUAUUUCUUUUCUCUGGCAAGAAUAAAUUAAGAUAAAUGAUUUCCAAGAGAAGGACUUUCCACAUUUGUAUUUUUAAGCAUCAGCAGAGUGUCUAUCAAAUUACCUUUCAUUCUGCUAUGAAUAGUAUGCCUCAACCUUACAAACUGAAUCAAUCCUGCAAAGGAAUAAAGUCUCAGGAAUUUUGGGAAUGGGAAUCUUUUAAAGCCUAGUCCUCCACAGAUUGUGGGAAAGAAAUAAUGUAGGAAAAGAAACACUUCAGAGGUUAUCUCAAUAUCACAAUAACACUACAAUAAUUACAUUUAGAGCCACUAUUAGAAACUAUCAUGCACAAGACAUUUUCCUAUUUCCUGUAUAAGAUAUUAUAGAUUCUUGCUGCCUGGACACAUUAUAAAGCAUCUUAUUUAUGUACAGGUUUUCUCUUUUACUAGAAUGUGAGCUCCUAAAGGGCAGGGAUUCGUUUUUGCUUGUUUGAGGGUUUUUGUUUUUCACCCUUUUUGUAUCCCUAGUGCUUAGCAUAGUGCCUGACCUAUAUAACAAGUGCUCAGUAUAUGCUUGUGAAUUAAUCAAUAAUCACAUUGGAAGUAAACACGUGGAAAAAGGAUAAACUUUGCAGAAGAUGCUCUGGAAAAUUUAGAAUUGGUUGAUGAGAAGAUGUUUCACAAUGUGAAUUAUUUGGGAAAUAUUAUAAAUAGUAUUCUGCAUCAUGUUCUUUAUGAAAAAAGUGGCCAAUAAACUUUAUACUAAUAUUCUCAACCACCAGAUCAUACUUGCAAGUUUUGAAAGAGUAUGAGUUCCUUGAAUGCAAAUGGGCUGUGACUAGCACAGUGGCUGGUAUAUAGGAAGUGAUGAAUAAAUGCUUUUUGAUGAAUUGAUUAUGAGAUAGAACACUGAAAACAGCCUGAAGAUUACCUCCAGUGUCACCCAUUACCUGGAUAAAAGCAAUGUUAAGGGGGAAGAGACUGUACAACAUACCUUAGUUUGGCAGUAUAAUAGCAUUGGAACAGGGUUGGAGUGAUUAAAAGAAUCUGAGGAAAGAAAUGUAAUGAAAAGAUUUCUUUGCCCUACUAUUACUACUAUCAUAACAUACCAAGUAUAAAGAGGUGCCUUAGCAAAAGGUUGGACUUUUUAUCUUUGAAGUUUUUAUUUUUGUCUUAAGCUUUUAAUAUAUAAUUUCUUCCUAGCAAUAAAGGGAAUACACAAUACAUGUACUGUAAUCAAUUUCAGAGUAAUAAUGUUCCUGGUAGAUGUCUAUCAUUUAUAUAGAGAUAUCUUGUCUUUUUCAUGAAGCAAUAUAUUUUUAACUUGGAAUCUACUCUUCUCCCUCACCAGUUCCAGUAUUUUUCCAGUGUCAGGGUCUUUUUUAUUUUUUAUUUAGCAUUUAUGUUUUGUAAAUAUACAAAGCAAUUCUUCUUUUCUACUCUAUGUUCCAGAUUACAUUGUUGGAGAAAUUUGAAUAAUUGUUAAAAGACUAUCUAAAAUAAGGCUGUCAAAUAAAGCACUAACACCUCUCAA
Messenger RNA from Sarcophilus harrisii (Tasmanian devil), 8138 nucleotides. RefSeq names its product APC down-regulated 1 (gene APCDD1). Bases 20 to 1567 code for a protein of 515 amino acids. NCBI's taxonomy places the organism in Eukaryota, Metazoa, Chordata, Mammalia, Dasyuromorphia, Dasyuridae. Gene Ontology annotation, biological process: negative regulation of Wnt signaling pathway. The record is from RefSeq and is a predicted model, not a curated record. The transcript is spliced from 5 exons. Gene Ontology annotation, cellular component: plasma membrane. Gene Ontology annotation, molecular function: Wnt-protein binding.